AUGACUAUCAAGCGUAUUCUCAUAAUCGUGGGUGAUUUCGUUGAAGAUUACGAAAUCAUGGUACCAUUUCAGAUUUUACUUAUGGUUGGCCAUAAGGUUGACGUAGUUUCUCCCGGUAAAAAGGCAGGUGAGAAGGUUGCCACUGCAAUUCAUGAUUUUGAAGGCCACCAGACUUAUACAGAGAAGCCUGGCCAUAAUUUUACUCUCAACGGCACAUAUUCUGAUGUUAAAGCAGAUGAUUAUGAUGCGCUAGUCAUUCCGGGCGGACGGGCUCCGGAACAUCUCGGAAAUAACGAAAGCGUCCUCGACCUGGUCCGUACUUUCGUAAGCGCCAACAAACCGAUUGCUGCCAUCUGUCAUGGCCCUCAGCUUCUAGCGGCGGCCAAUGUUCUUUCUGGCAGGAAGGUAUCUGCAUAUCCGGCCUGCCGCGCCGAAAUGACGCUAGCAGGCGCAGAGUAUCAAGCCAUUUCAAUUGAUGGUGCCGUAACUGACGGCAAGUUGGUGACAGCCCCAGCUUGGCCAGCUCAUCCAGCUUGGAUGAGGCAGUUCCUCGCGGUUUUGGGUUCAAAGGUUGAAGCAUGA
Molecule: messenger RNA, 582 nt
Organism: Lachancea fermentati
Lineage: Eukaryota; Fungi; Ascomycota; Saccharomycetes; Saccharomycetales; Saccharomycetaceae
Source: the annotation of a GenBank genome assembly